This is a messenger RNA of Neltuma alba, 2013 nucleotides long. RefSeq names its product UDP-glycosyltransferase 73C3-like. Bases 315 to 1829 code for a protein of 504 amino acids. The record is from RefSeq and is a predicted model, not a curated record. The transcript has a single exon. Gene Ontology annotation, molecular function: UDP-glucosyltransferase activity. NCBI's taxonomy places the organism in Eukaryota, Viridiplantae, Streptophyta, Magnoliopsida, Fabales, Fabaceae.
UAAGAACAAGCCAGGACGUGGGUCCAUGCACGCAUUGGAAGUCACAAUUAAAAACCCAUUUUGAAGAUGAAAAUCGACAACGGCACGGACAGAUACAUUGCACGCACUGGAAGUCACAAUUAAAAACCCAUUUUGAAGAUGAAAAUCGACAACGGCACGGACAGAUACAUAUGUAUGUGGCCAGGACCAGCUCAUACAUAUCCGUUUACAAAUCACGGACUUCUUCUCCACCACUUGCCAUAUAUGUGUCCCUCAGUUAUAAACAUCCUCACUGGCAAGUUCAAAUCAAAUCCUACUAUAACCUCUGAGUCGCCAUGGAAUCUUUGACGACAGCCAUGUCGACACAGAAACUUCAUCAGCUUCACUUUGUUUUGAUACCUUUAAUGGCCCCAGGUCAUCUUCUUCCCAUGGUAGACUUGGCUAGACUUUUGGCUCGGCGAAAUGUGAAGGUCACCAUAAUGACCACACCAUUAAAUGCUGCUCGAGUUCGGGCAAAUAUUGAUAGGGAGAUCCAGUCUGGUUCAUCAAUCACUGUUCAACAUUUUCGAUUCCCAAAUGCUGAGGCUGGUUUACCAGAGGGGUGUGAGAGCAUAGACACUUUACCUUCCAUGGAUCUUCUGCUCAACUUUGCGAAAGCUAUGUGUUUGUUGCAGGAACCAGUUGAAGAAGUCUUUGAAAAGCUUAUUAGUCCCUCCCCAACCUGCGUAAUACAUGACAAAUACCUUCCAUUUGUAGCUGAUAUUGCUAAAAAGCUCCAAGUUCCAAGAAUAACAUUCGAUGGAACUAGCUGUUUCACUCUGUUAUGUGACAACAGUCUGUAUGAUUCUGAAGUCUAUGAGAACUUGUCCGAAUCAGAACCAUUCGUUGUGCCUGGAUUGCCCCAUAGAAUAGUGUUUAAGAAAUCUCAACUUCCCGAGUGGUUUACACUUAACAGAGGCCAAGACGUCAGUGUUUUGCGUGAGAAAACAAGGAAAAGUGAAGAAGAAGCAUAUGGGGUGAUAGUGAAUAGCUUUGAAGAGUUCGAAGAAGAAUACGUGAAGGAGUAUAGAAGAGUCACAGGCAGAAAGGUUUGGUGUGUUGGUCCAGUCUCACUCUCAAACAAGGACGACUUGGAUAAGACUCAAAGAGGCAAACCGGACUCAAACGAAAAAGAAGAAGAAGAAGAAGGCCAAUACUUGAAGUGGCUUGAUUCAUGGCCUGCAAGAUCUGUCAUCUAUGUCUGCCUUGGAACCUUAAACUUUGUACCACCAGAGCAAUUGAUGGAGCUAGGUUUGGGACUGGAAGCUACAAAGAGGCCAUUCAUUUGGGUACUGAGAGACUCAUACAAAAGAGAAGAAAUGGACAAAUUACUGAAGGAAGAUGGAUUAGAAGAGAGAGUGAAAGGAAGAGGACUCAUAAUAAGAGGUUGGGUGCCUCAAGUUCUGAUACUGUCACACACAGCAAUAGGAUCAUUCUUAACACACUGUGGAUGGAACUCAACACUUGAAGGGAUCAGUAAUGGACUGCCACUAAUAACAUUUCCUCUAUCUUCUGAUCAAUUUUAUAAUGAGAAGGUGAUUGUUCAGUUGUUGGAGAUAGGUGCGAGGGUGGGAGCUGAGAUUGCUGUACAUCUAGGGGAGGAAGACAAGUAUGGGGUUCAGGUGAAGAGGGAGAAAGUGAAGGAGGCAAUAGAGAAAGUAAUGGGUGAAGAAGAUGAGGAAAGUGAAAGGAUAAGAGAAAGAGCAAGGAAUUAUGCGGAGAAGGCAAACAGAACACUGCAGAAAGGCGGAUCUUCUUACCUUAACUUGUCACUGCUGAUUGAAGACAUAAUACAAUGUAUGAUGGAAUAAAAGAAUUAAACUAUUUUUGAAGUAGCGAAAUCAAUCAUUUACAUUUUAUUAGUUUAUGUUUCUUUACUUUAUUUACCAAGUUAUAAGCUAUUGUACAUCAGAAAAUCAGUGUUUAUGAAUGCAAUAUUUUGACGUCCAUGAUAUAUAUUUGUGGAUCAGGAUUGAAAAGUCUAAUGGUAGUUUA